CCUUGGCCCCGCCCCUUUCUGCCGCGCUUCGUUCUCUCGUGCUUCGAAGGCGAGGGAAUGUGGCCGGCGAAGGAGGCUUCGUUGCCCGGAGGGCUGCCUUCCGCGGCGGGCGACGGUUGCCUCCCUCAGAAAUUUUGUAGAACAUCCACCUCCAACACUCUGAAGAUUGACAAAUGUCCUCAGUCUUUCCCUUCUUCAGGGAGAUUUGAUAAUAAGACGGGAUGUGGAGACUCAGAGAAAUGGGAUGACAAUGACAGUGAGGCUGAUGACAGAGGGACUUUAGAUGAAACCUCUCUCUUAAAUAAGUUGAUAAGAGAAUCAUUAGUGGAAUCCUGCCAUCAUGUGGAAGUUCUACAGCGUGAUCCCAGCUCACCAUUGUUUUCUGUGAAAACCUUUGAGGAAUUACAUUUAAAAUCUGACCUGUUGCAAGGUAUUUAUGCCAUGGGCUUCAACAGACCAUCCAAGAUACAAGAAACAGCACUACCGAUGAUGCUUGCUGACCCACCCCAAAAUCUUAUAGCACAAAGUCAGUCAGGGACAGGCAAAACGGCUGCUUUUGUUCUUGCUAUGCUGAGCAGAGUAAACCCAAACAACACAUUUCCACAGUGCCUCUGCGUGACCCCUACAUUUGAACUGGCUGUGCAAACUGGACGUGUAGUUGAGAAGAUGGGAAAGUUUUUUGUCAACGUAAAUGUUGCGUACGCAGUUCAAGGGAAUAGAGUGGCAAGAGGAACUGUAAUAAAAGAACAAAUAGUGAUUGGAACCCCUGGGACCCUGCUAGAUUGGUGUUUCAAGCUAAAGUUUAUGGAUAUACGAAAGAUACAAGUAUUUGUGCUGGAUGAAGCAGAUGUCUUGAUGAGCAAACAGAAUUUUUCAGACCAGAGUGUCCGUAUUCAGAGAGCUUUAUCUCAAGAUUGCCAGAUGCUUCUCUUCUCAGCAACCUUUGAGGACCCUGUGCUACAGUUUGCAAAGCGCAUCGUCCCUGAUCCAAACAUUAUUAAGCUUCGCCGAGAGGAGCUGACUCUCAGUAAUAUCAGACAGUAUUACUUUGAGUGUGAGAACAAGGAAGAUAAAUACAGAGCCCUAUGCAAUAUCUAUGGCAGCAUCACUAUUGGCCAGGCUAUCAUCUUCUGCCAGACUCGUAAAAAUGCUAAAUGGUUAUAUUGGUCACUGGUAAAAGAUGGACACCAAGCAACCCUGCUGAGCGGAGAACUUACCGUUGAUCAGCGGGCAGUUGUGAUCCAGAACUUCCGUGAUGGGAAAGACAAAGUCCUCAUAUCAACCAACGUCUGUGCUAGAGGUAUUGAUGUGAAGCAGGUCACAAUCGUGGUCAAUUUCAGUCUGCCUACAAAAGGGUUGCAUGUGGCUGAUUUUGAGACUUACCUACACCGCAUAGGUCGAACAGGUCGAUUUGGGAAGAACGGUCUAGCAUUUAACAUGGUUGAAAAACAUAAUGUACCACUUCUGUUCUCAAUUCAAGAGCAUUUCAAGAUUAUUAUAAAGCGCCUUGAUUCUGAAGAUAUAGAAGCACUGGAAGAAAUAGAAGACUGAAUUUUUCCAAUUCUGUAUCUUGGUUAAAAGUAUUUUCCAGAUAUGGAUAUUUUGUUUCAUAAAGUUUUUAUUUAGUUUCUGUGAGUCAUUAUGGUGUAUCUAAUGACAUGAUCAUUGUUGCACUUUUGCAAUGUUGGCAAAGCCUAAUCAACAUAUGAUCUACAACAAUAUAACACCACAGUGAAUAUG
Sceloporus undulatus (fence lizard) is the source of this 1740-nucleotide messenger RNA. RefSeq names its product DEAD-box helicase 25 (gene DDX25). The record is from RefSeq and is a predicted model, not a curated record. Gene Ontology annotation, biological process: poly(A)+ mRNA export from nucleus. The transcript has 12 exons. The coding region runs from base 58 to 1551 and encodes 497 amino acids. NCBI's taxonomy places the organism in Eukaryota, Metazoa, Chordata, Lepidosauria, Squamata, Phrynosomatidae. Gene Ontology annotation, molecular function: ATP binding; RNA binding; RNA helicase activity. Gene Ontology annotation, cellular component: nucleus; cytoplasmic stress granule.